AUGAAUCCCCUCUUGCAGCACAUGCUAUUCCAGCAGUCCGGGUUGCCCGCUGGGCGAAGGGCGAAAGGUUACGGUAUGUUUCGUUCGUUCGCUUCUCCUCGUUCCAUCCUCCUCUUCCUCAAUACUUUCCCCGACUGUUACGAUGACUCUGAGAAGAGAGAGAGAGAGACCUCCAUCAAGAUCCCCAAUCUUCACUUCACGCAUGCUUACAUUCCUACUCUAGGCGCAUCGCCACUAGGAGCCGGGGGCCCGCAUCCUGUCCACCAGAUGAACUUCAUGGGCGGAGGCCGCGGGAUGGCCGGUCUUGUCAACAAUCCCUUCGGUGCGGGUGGGUAUCCCUAUCCGCGCGUGCCAAUGCCUACGACUAUGUCUAUGCCUAUGCCUAUGAUGAUGAUGGGAGGGGGUAUGGGCGGCAUGGGCGGUAUGGGCGGUAUGGGCGGUAUGGGUGGGCUGGGUGGCGGCGGCAUGGGAAUGAACGGCAUCAUCAACCCCAUGGUCCUCGCCCUUCUCCUCGGUGGCAGUGGCGGCAGUGGCGGCGGCGGUGGUAACGGCCUCGAAGAAGAAGAAGACUGGGAUGACGAUGGGGACGAGAUCGACCCCUUCGUCUCGGCGUGGAAGAGCAGUAGUAAAAGUCGCGGAGGUAGGCUUUUUCCCCCCAGCCCCCAUCCCCCGUGCGUUGUCGUCCUGUUUGCCGAGUUGCAUUCGAGUUGGCUUGGCUUGGGAGUUUCCGUCGCGGGCUCGGUUUCCCAACGCUGGCUUCAUAUACUGGCGUCCCUUCCGACGAAGCUAUAAGUGGCCGUAUGCUGAUUCGUCCCGCAGGAAUGAAUCCGGCCGCCGCCGCCGCCUUGAUGGGCAUGAUGGGCGCUGGUGGGAUGCGCGGCGGCAAUCUGGGGGCUGCUCUGCCUCAACUCGCGGCUCUGGGCAUGAUGUAG
Lecanosticta acicola is the source of this 932-nucleotide messenger RNA. The record is from the annotation of a GenBank genome assembly. NCBI's taxonomy places the organism in Eukaryota, Fungi, Ascomycota, Dothideomycetes, Mycosphaerellales, Mycosphaerellaceae.